Messenger RNA from Athalia rosae (coleseed sawfly), 1070 nucleotides. RefSeq lists its product as uncharacterized. The record is from RefSeq and is a predicted model, not a curated record. Bases 55 to 831 code for a protein of 258 amino acids. The transcript is spliced from 3 exons. NCBI's taxonomy places the organism in Eukaryota, Metazoa, Arthropoda, Insecta, Hymenoptera, Athaliidae.
GAUUCCUCGGGCGACACGAGCCGGGGAAAGCAGUCCUCGUUCGUUCAGUCGAUAAUGGAAUACGUUAUCUCCACAUUUCGAGGAGGCACGAGGUGGGCAGCUAGGUGCGUCUGCCGGGCUUUUAAAUUGGACGGCAAAAACCGGCGGGGUGGCUCGAGGAUACCGAAAAAAGAAGACGGGAUUCGCGAUGCGAUAUCUCCGUCGCGUAUAACAGAAAGCGGAAGUCGUAUAACGGAUAAGAGGAAGAUAAAGCGGUGCACCGCAAACGACAAGAGCAAUCAUCGGGAACUCGAGGGUAGAACGAGAAGCUGCAGCGUAACAGGAAAUUUCCCCCGCAAAGAAAAUCCCGGAAGUUUGCGUUCAGCGUCGAAAGAGGGUAGCAGAGAUUGUCGUUGCAGAGUUAGAAAUGCGCGAUGUCAAACUUCGGUCAGUAACGGCGACGUUUUAAAGAAAGGCAAAGUGCAUCACGCAAAGUCCACCUCGAACCACUUCGGUGGAAGGAAAAAGAAGAGGGGACGUAAAAAAUGGAUCGUUCCCAGGACUGGCGGGUAUAACAAAACGCCAGCGCUCUUACCUCAGCGUCAUUAUCAGAUCAGAGACAGUCUCGAGCUGAUCAAGUUGGAAAAUAUUAUCGAGGAUAUCGGAAGCGGGGAACAGACGGCGGAGGAAGGGGGAAAAAAAUUUCCAUCCAAAUUUGACGACGGGAACAAAACGGAGGAACCGAGCAAUCGAACGAUCGAUUUCGAUCAGCCGGAUGAGAACGACGAGGAGUUCUCCGAAACUCCGACGAUUCGGGACCCCAGUUACGGUGACGAAAUCGAGGAACACUAGAAUUAGAACUGCAAUAUCGUAACGUCGCACCUACGCUUAAUCUCUCGUUGAAGAUACUCGUUUUUCGAACAACGAAUCUGAGAGUUCGUCCGUCAAUAAUCGCCAUGCAAAAUAUAUUUUAUAAUUAACGUUAACGUUAAUUAAAAUGAAAAACUUAUCGUCGUGUCACGCGAGUGUCGCGGUCCGCCAGAUACUCACUACACAUUAUACGUAUACACGCAACGUGGUUGUCCUCUGUA